AUGUUGCGUGAAACAGUUGAAGCAUGGCAGAAAGCCGCCUCCACCAGAAAUGCAUUGGAUUCAGACAAAAUUCUCCCAGACAAGUGUACCCUUGCGAACCUCGCUCACGACCUACCUGAGUGCAAAUCUUUGCCACAGUGCCAUGUUCUUGAGGUACUUUUGCGAUGCCUCAAGAAGAUCAAAUGCACCAACAGAGGCUCGCAAGACAAAGGGUCCAUCCAGCAGCUUGCAAGCCAUACUAUAGAACUAUUAGGCCAGCCCUUCUCUACUUUACACUCUAUGGACAGCCCCGCCGUGGCAGAAAAGGCAUUGGAUGUUUUGAAAUGCCUUGCUAUCGACUUUGCUGCACCACUGGACGAAAAAGACUUGGUUUGUGUUGCCGCCUACACCGACAGCCAGGACGCAUGGACAACCCCCAGUGCUGCGUCAAGCUCCGAAGACAUCCUGAGCAACUCUUUGAAUAACGACACGAGACAUGCAUUCAUCGCGUCAGCUGUGCUAGAACACUUCAUUCGGCCUGUUUUCUCCAGGACAGCUUCAAACCGCAUUACCUCAACUGGUAGAAAGGCCCAUUUCAUCAAUGAUGACAAGAGCCAGGUCACCCGCGACUCUGUCACAGGAACUACUGAAUCGAGGCCCUGGAAAAGCACCCAGGUCCAUGCCAUCACGGUCUUUGCAUGGGCCGUGAAACAUGCCAGCGAAUCUCUUAUCAGUCAGAGCUGGCCGCUUUUUACCCCAGUCCUGCUCGCCCUUAUAGAUGAUACAGAGACCAAGUUCAAAAAGAAAGGCCUUGUCGCACUACAAGACUUUCUCUCAAGAUGUCCGCCCCACCUUAUCGGAAACACGGGUCUCGGCGAGGUCUUCGAGCAGUCUGUGUUCCCCUCGCUUCUCUCCCUGCCAGGUGUAACGCCAGAAGAUGAAUCUCUUCAAUUGCUUGGGCCAGCAUACAAUGCCAUCACAGAGCUAGCCAAGACCUGGUUUCCCAAUGGCGAGAGCACACCCGCAAAGAUGAAACUCCUCAUCAAAGUGCUCAGGGAGGGCGUACUUGCCGGUUACUGGCACGCAUCUGAAUAUGUUGGAGUUGUAGAGCUGCUGGCUCAGAAGUCCAUUCCAAUCAUCAGCCAACUUGGUCCGUACGCCGUACCCCAUCUGAAGGCAAGUCCGGGACUCACACGUGCCGCUCUCCACGCGCUAACCCUUCACACAGGAACUUCUGUCCAUGUUCUCCGCCAUCAUGACUGA
Messenger RNA from Colletotrichum navitas, 1242 nucleotides. RefSeq lists its product as uncharacterized. The record is from RefSeq and is a predicted model, not a curated record. The transcript is spliced from 4 exons. The coding region runs from base 1 to 1242 and encodes 413 amino acids. Gene Ontology annotation, cellular component: nucleus; TTT Hsp90 cochaperone complex; cytosol. NCBI's taxonomy places the organism in Eukaryota, Fungi, Ascomycota, Sordariomycetes, Glomerellales, Glomerellaceae.